GUUACAAACCACGAACAUAUCUCUGUCGUUUGGCAGAGAACCUCACUUCAGUCUUUCCUUCAGGUCGCCAGCGAUGUUUACUGUACUAUAGAUUGAUUUCCUCUUUUAUUUCAACUUUCACUUCCACAAUAGACAGCGUCAGCUCCGCAACCCGCCAGGAUGAACACCAUGGCCUCGCGCGCCCUGCGCACCUCCUCGCACCUCCAGCAUAACUCACCACUCGCCAGCAUCUUCCUCCAGCACAUCAACACCUCAAUCCCCCUCAGCCAGCGCCACACCUCUCGCACCUACUCAACCGAUACCACUGAGUCCCUCACGACGGAAAAACCCCGCAACAACCGCCUCAACCCGCCCACCUCAACGCUCCCCCCACCCCUCGUCAUUCCCCCGAAGAACCCCGACCAAUCCUUCUUCCGCACCCUCUUCAACCAAGGAAAAGGCUACCUCACCUUCUACAAAACCGGCGCCCAAGCCAUCUUCACCAACCUCUCCCUCUCGCGCGCCCCGCAAGAGCUCGUCGAUAAGAAAUACAACGGCGCCGUCUACGAAGCCGUUCGCGACCGCAACUUCAGCCGCGCGGAUUACCAGCUCCUCCUCCGCUCGUGGCACGACAUCAAGCGCCUUCCUGUCUUCGGACUGAUCUUUAUCGUCUGCGGGGAAUUCACCCCGCUCAUCGUCUUCGCCGUCUCCAGCGUCGUGCCGUACACAUGUCGCGUCCCGCGCCAGAUCGAGGCGGAUCGCGAGAAGGUCGAGGCAAGACGCAAGACCUCGUUCCGUAACUUGACAAUGGCGUUCACGCCGGGGAAGGAGCUGGAGAGGGAACAGCUGCUGCAUAUCUCGUGGUCGUUGGGCUUGUCGAGCAAGAAUUGGGAUCAUAUUGGUGGCACACCGAUGACGCUGUUGAAGGGGCGCGUGGCGAGGCAUGUUGAGUAUCUGCAGACGGAUGAUAGGUUGAUUAGACGCGAUGGGGUGUUGGGUGAUUUGGAGACGGAGGAGGUUGCGAUUGCGUGCGCGCAGCGCGGGAUUGAUGUUGUUGGGCGUAGUGAGGAGCAUUUGAGGGAGAUGUUGGAGGGAUGGAUGGCGGCGAGUAAGAAAACGCCUGUGGAGAAGCUGCUGCUGACGAGACCGAAUGUCUGGCCAGUGCCAGCGAAGAAGGACAACUGAUUUCCAAGCACAACGGACACAUUACGGUAUUUGGGCAUUAACGGCAUCCACUCUGAUUUUUGGGACAUCUGUAUUAUCAUCUACUACAUCAGCCGCGAUAUCCCAUCUCUAUGUACACUAAAGCCAUCCCGCACGGAGGCGUUCAGGAAGAUAGACGAGCUCAUCCGCUCAAUUGAGCGGAGGGAACGAACAAAAUAAGAGAGCUCAGAAAGGGCAACUCUAUGUAGAACACCAUAUCCAGCUCAGAUAUAUUUAAUGUACCAUAAGCUAUAGCUCCCAAUGCACCUCAAUGCACCC
This is a messenger RNA of Pseudogymnoascus verrucosus, 1461 nucleotides long. RefSeq lists its product as uncharacterized. The coding region runs from base 160 to 1164 and encodes 334 amino acids. Gene Ontology annotation, biological process: intracellular monoatomic cation homeostasis. The record is from RefSeq and is a predicted model, not a curated record. Gene Ontology annotation, cellular component: mitochondrial inner membrane. The transcript has 2 exons. Gene Ontology annotation, molecular function: ribosome binding. Lineage: Eukaryota; Fungi; Ascomycota; Leotiomycetes; Thelebolales; Thelebolaceae.